GUCCGACAGACAUGGCAGAGGAAGCUCCAGCAGCCGCGCCGGCWAAGGCUCCGGCCAAAGCCCCGAAGAAGAAGUCCGCUCCCCGGCCCAAGAAGGACGGGCCCAGCCUCCCCAAACUCAUCGUGGACGCCGUGGCCGAAUCCAAGGAGCGCAAGGGGACGUCCCUGGCGGCCCUCAAGAAGGUGCUGGCCGGGAAAGGAGUGGACGUGAGCAAGGCCAACAAGCGCAUCAACACCGCCGUCACCAAGUUGGUCACCAAAGGGACCCUGAGCCAGACUAAGGGCACGGGGGCCUCCGGCUCCUUUAAGCUCGCCAAGAAGGAGCCCAAGGUCGCUAAACCGGCGGCGGCCAAGAAGGUGGUGAAGAAGAAGGCGCCCGUCAAGGCCAAGAAGCCCGCGGCAAAGAAGAGCGCAGCGGCCAAGAAACCCGCCGCAAAGAAACCCGCAGCGGCAGCCAAGAAGUCCCCGAAGAAGGCUCCGGCCAAGAAAGCGGCCAAGAAGCCCGCCAAGAGCCCCAAGAAGGCCGCGCCCAAGAAGCCCAAGGCCGCCGCCGUCAAGAAGCCCAAGGCCGCAGCCAAGAAAAGUCCAGCAAAGAAACCUGCAGCCAAGAAGGCCGCAGCAAAGAARGCCAAGAAGUAAACAGCUGCUUCAGCCCCGCAUUUUACUCACCAAAGGCUCUUUUAAGAGCCAACACACAUUCUACUCAAGAGCUCGUCCUUUUCUUUUAUUUACCACGUAUUUUACUUCAUACACUAGGAAAAAUUACAUUUAACACCAUCUUUGAGUUAUAGAUGAAAGUUAUUCAUGUAGAUGCCACAUUUUAUACAGUAGUUUUAACAGUCAUGGGACUUACACUUCUCAGGAAGGAUUCACCUCAUUUGGCUGAAUACCACUKUAUGUGGAAGACAUCAACUUUCACACGUAUUCUUCUCAUGGAAUGUCAUUAUGCUACUUCAGUCUUUAGUCAUUGCUUACUUCACUUAUUACUUCACUGUGUACACAAAUUAAUACAGCCAGAAAAAGGCUCACACAACACUCGGUYCCUUUCACAAUGAAUCGGCAAAGUCACUUGGCUCGCUCACAACUGACACCUCUGAAUUCAAUUUUUUAAACACCCAUAUCAUAUAUAAAAUUACUUUUAUACAAGUAAUAAGUCAGACAUGAACCGGGAAAAAAUACAAAUGUCAAAUGGAACAAAACUUUCAUAUUCAAUUCUAAAAGG
Molecule: messenger RNA, 1221 nt
Organism: Poecilia reticulata (guppy)
Lineage: Eukaryota; Metazoa; Chordata; Actinopteri; Cyprinodontiformes; Poeciliidae
Source: RefSeq, a predicted model, not a curated record